AUGCGCGCCCGCACAGCUUGGCAGCAGCUGCUGCUCCUCGAGACGUUUGCGAUGGCAUUCGUAUCGACGAGAACACGAUGCCUCAUGUAUCUGACCGGUCAGCACAACGUCGUGCCCGCAGACCCGGACCUCAUCGCCGACAUCUCUCAUGUCUUGUUGGCCUUUAUGAACUCUGCCGUCUUCAAUGUGGACCAGACGCCCACCGACUGGCCCCUCUUCACCAACGUCGACGAGGUCCGCCAAAAGUUCCCGCAAGGCACCAAGGUCAUGGUCGCCAUCGGAGGAUGGGGCGAUUCAAAGGGCUUCGAGGAAGCGGCCAAGGAUGAAGCGUCGAGAGCCCGCUGGGCCCGCCAGGUUGCUGCCAUGAUUCGCCAUACCGGAGCCGAUGGUGUAGACAUUGACUGGGAGUAUCCAGGGGGCAACCGAAACGACUACAAGAUUAUCCCAAACGAGAAAAGGCGGUGGGAGAUUGAGGCAUUUGUCCAACUUCUCCAGGAUAUUCGUUCGGCCAUUGGCACCGACAAGCUGCUCUCGGUCGCGGUCCCUGGCCUCGAGCGCGAUCUCAUGGCUUACACGCCCGAGACAGUGCCCCGAAUUUCUCAGGCUGUCGAUUUCAUCAACGUUAUGGCCUACGACUUGAUGAACAGGCGGGAUACCGUCGUCAAGCACCACAGCGGCGUUGCCGACACCAGAGAUGCCCUUCAGCGCUACGUCCAGCGAGGAGCGCCACCACGGAUGCUAAACCUCGGGCUAGGAUAUUACGUCAAGGCGUUCAUGACGCAAGAGUGCGGCCCCGACCCCAUCGGCUGCCCGACGCAGCUGCUCGAGGACCCCAAGACGGGCGCCGAUCUGGGCCGGACCGCAGGCUUUAGCUGGCACGACGAGACGCCCAAGGAGCUCGUGCAAUCGUUCCGCCGUGCCUUGGAUGACGGAUUCUACGAUGACGACGGCAGCUAUGGCUACUGGGACGGUCAGGAGAAGCGGUGGUGGACAUUCGACACGCCGCUCGUCAUUGAACGAAAGCUCCAUCAGGUCUUGGCACCGAUGGGAUACGGAGGAGUCUUUGCCUGGGGUCUGGGCGAGGACGCACCCAAGUUUGCGAAUUUGGCGGCCACGAUAAAUGCUCUCCGGGCCGUUCAGUCCAACAUGACAAAGGACGAACUUUAG
Messenger RNA from Drechmeria coniospora, 1167 nucleotides. Its product is annotated as chitinase 18-4. The transcript has 3 exons. The record is from RefSeq and is a predicted model, not a curated record. NCBI's taxonomy places the organism in Eukaryota, Fungi, Ascomycota, Sordariomycetes, Hypocreales, Ophiocordycipitaceae. Gene Ontology annotation, cellular component: extracellular region. Bases 1 to 1167 code for a protein of 388 amino acids. Gene Ontology annotation, biological process: chitin catabolic process; carbohydrate metabolic process. Gene Ontology annotation, molecular function: chitinase activity; chitin binding.